Molecule: messenger RNA, 924 nt
Organism: Pogona vitticeps (central bearded dragon)
Lineage: Eukaryota; Metazoa; Chordata; Lepidosauria; Squamata; Agamidae
Source: RefSeq, a predicted model, not a curated record
AUGAAGCCUUCCAUUGAGAAAAGCGCUCGACGCCUCUCGCUCAUUCAUGAAUUUUUGAAAGCGCUUUCAUUCACCGUCGCUGCACCGAAGACGUUUUCCACGUGCGGCCAUCCACGGCUCGAGGUUUCCCAGCCUUUCUGCGUAGGCAUCGAUCUCGCCGUGAAAUGUGCUCCUCCACGUGUGGGUAAAAAUAGCUUCCACGCCCUGCUGGAGUCGCGGGUCAGCCUGCCCCGGUACCCGCCCACCGCCCUGGACUACAAGCGCCAGCUCAAGGCGCACAACGAGCGCCAGUUCUUCCUGGAGCUCGUCAAGGAGAUCUCCAACGAGCUGGACCUGCGCGCCCUCAGCUACAAGAUCCUCAUCUUCGUCUGCCUCAUGGUGGACGCCGACCGGGGCUCCCUCUUCCUGGUGGAAGGCGGCGGCGGCGGCGGCAAGAAGAGCCUCGUCUCCAAGGUCUUCGACGUGCACGCCGGCACCCCUUGGCUGCCUUGCUCCAGCACGGCGAACGCCAACGAGGUGCAGGUGCCCUGGGGCAAGGGGAUCAUCGGCUACGUGGCCCAGCACGGCGAGAUCGUCAACAUCCCGGACGCCUACCAGGACCGUCGCUUUAAUGACGAGAUUGACAAACUGACAGGAUACAAGACCAAGUCAUUGCUUUGUAUGCCCAUAAGAAACAGCGACGGUGAGAUUAUUGGUGUUGCACAAGCGAUAAAUAAAACGACUGGAGGUGCACCAUUCACUGAUGAUGAUGAAAAAGUAAGAUUAUUUUCCGCUUUUUCUCCUUCCCUGGGUUGCAUGAGUAAAGUCAUUGAUGUAUAUUCUUUUGGACAUGUGUGCAGAAAUUAUAGAGUGUCUUAUAAAGAAAGCCAUUUCCUGUUAUUCUUGAUAAAAUAUUUUCUUUUAGUAAUGUUAAAGUAAUGGCAU